UCCCAUCACGUCAACCGCUAACCGGUCACAUGCUCAGAGGCACCAACAUAACAACUCAGUCAGUUUGCCACUGCGCGUGAGUCGCGCUUAACGUGUUCGUCGUUCCAUUUACGAAUUCAAAAUACGAUUACUGAAAGGGGGAACAGAAUAGACCACCAGCAUGGGGGCGAUGUUCAGAAGCGAGGAGAUGGCGCUCUGCCAGCUCUUCAUCCAGCCAGAGGCGGCUUACACGUCGGUGUCAGAACUGGGCGAGGCUGGAUCCGUUCAGUUUAGAGAUCUAAACCCCGACGUAAACGCAUUCCAACGUAAAUUCGUCAAUGAGGUCCGCCGUUGCGAUGAGAUGGAACGCAAGCUGCGCUACAUCGAGGCGGAAGUGCACAAAGACAAGGUGCACGUGCCCGCCGUCAAAGAUAUGCCGAGAGCGCCCAACCCCAGGGAAAUUAUCGACCUUGAGGCGCAUUUGGAAAAGACAGAAAACGAAAUCCUGGAGCUGUCACACAAUGCCAUUAACUUGAAGCAGAACUACUUAGAGUUGACAGAACUUAAACAUGUCUUGGAAAAGACGGAAGCCUUCUUCAUGGCUCAGGAGGAAAUCGGCAUGGACUCAUUGACAAAGUCUCUAAUAUCGGACGAGAUGGGCCAGCAAGCGGCCACCCGCGGGCGGCUCGGCUUUGUGGCCGGCGUGGUGCAGCGCGAGCGCGUGCCCGCCUUCGAGCGCAUGCUGUGGCGCAUCUCGCGCGGCAACGUGUUCCUGCGCCGCGCCGAGCUGGACAAACCGCUGGAGGAUCCUACUUCGGGCAACGAGAUAUACAAGACGGUGUUCGUGGCGUUCUUCCAAGGCGAGCAGCUGAAGUCCCGCAUCAAGAAGGUGUGCACCGGCUUCCACGCGUCGCUGUACCCGUGCCCGCCCUCCAACGCCGAGCGACAGGACAUGGUCAAAGGUGUCCGCACCCGCUUGGAGGACCUCAAUAUGGUAUUGAACCAAACCCGCGACCACAGACAACGCGUACUAGUAUCAGUUGCGAAGGAGCUACAGUGCUGGUCGAUCAUGGUGCGCAAGAUGAAGGCCAUCUACCACACCCUGAACCUGUUCAACAUGGACGUCACCAAGAAGUGCUUGAUUGGUGAAUGCUGGGUGCCAACUGCGGAUUUGCCUAACGUGCAGAAGGCUUUGGCUGAUGGAUCGAACGCGUGUGGCAGCUCAAUCCCGUCGUUCCUGAACUGCAUCGAGACGGACGAGGUGCCGCCCACCUUCAACCGCACCAACCGCUUCACCAGAGGCUUCCAGAACCUCAUCGACUCUUACGGAGUCGCCUCCUACAGGGAGUGUAACCCGGCACUGUACACAAUCAUCACCUUCCCCUUCCUCUUCGCUGUGAUGUUCGGUGACUUGGGCCACGGCAUGAUCAUGGCCAUGUUCGGCGCCUGGAUGGUCAUCAAGGAGGUGUCUCUCGGCGCAAAGAAGUCGAACAAUGAAAUAUGGAACAUUUUCUUCGCCGGUCGCUACAUUAUCCUGCUCAUGGGUCUCUUCUCCAUGUACACUGGACUUGUAUACAACGAUAUAUUCUCGAAAUCGAUGAACAUCUUCGGCACGUCUUGGUUCAUUCCAUAUGACAAUGAGACGCUCGAACAUAACGCCGCCAUGACCCUGGACCCUAGAGACUCGUACACCAAUGUACCAUACUUCAUUGGUAUCGAUCCCAUUUGGCAGACUGCUGACAAUAAGAUCAUUUUCCUUAACUCUUACAAAAUGAAACUUUCAAUCAUUUUCGGUGUCGUCCACAUGAUCUUUGGUGUGUGCAUGAGUGUCGUCAACUACAACUUCUUCAAGCGCCGCUACUCAAUCAUCCUGGAGUUCUUGCCCCAAGUUAUUUUCCUAUGCCUUCUCUUCUUAUACAUGGUGUUCAUGAUGUUCUACAAAUGGGUUGCAUAUAGCACGUUCUCUGAAGAUCAAGCCUACACUCAAGGUUGCGCGCCUUCCGUACUGAUCCUGUUCAUCAACAUGAUGCUGUUCUCCAGCAACGAGCCGGAGCCGGGCUGCAAGGAGUUCAUGUUCGAAGGCCAGGGACAGCUGCAGAGAGUAUUUGUGCUUGUGGCCCUCGCCUGCAUCCCCGUUAUGUUGCUGGGAAAACCACUGUAUCUAUUGGCUACUAAGAAGAAGGAUGACAAGCCUGAACAAGCCAACGGCAACGUCCCGGGCAUCGAAUUACAAGAGCAAACGGACAUCAGCGCAACUCCCAAGCCGGCGAAGGCCGAGUCGCACGAUCACGAGGACGAAGCCUUCAGCGAAGUGAUGAUCCAUCAAGCCAUCCACACCAUUGAAUACGUGCUCAGUACUAUUUCGCACACUGCGUCUUACCUUCGGCUGUGGGCUUUAUCGCUCGCUCACGCUGAGCUAUCGGAAGUGCUAUGGAACAUGGUGCUAGCCAUGGGGUUGAAGACAGAGGGCUACGUGGGCGCCAUCAAGUUAUACGUGGCGUUCUGCUUCUGGGCGCUGUUCACUCUGGCCAUCCUCGUCAUGAUGGAGGGCCUCUCUGCUUUCCUCCACACCCUGCGUUUGCACUGGGUGGAGUUCAUGAGCAAAUUCUACGCCGGUCUGGGAUAUAUCUUCCAGCCUUUCUGCUUCAAAACCAUUCUCGAACAAGAGGACAAUGAAGAAUAAAUUAAUUUUAGAAAUACAAUGUAUGACGAUCAAGGUCACAAUUAAAUUGCAAUAAAAGUAUUUAGUCUGUUU
Zerene cesonia (dogface butterfly) is the source of this 2734-nucleotide messenger RNA. It is a transcript of the gene Vha100-2, whose product is annotated as V-type proton ATPase 116 kDa subunit a1. Gene Ontology annotation, cellular component: vacuolar proton-transporting V-type ATPase complex; vacuolar proton-transporting V-type ATPase, V0 domain; plasma membrane. The coding region runs from base 161 to 2662 and encodes 833 amino acids. Gene Ontology annotation, molecular function: ATPase binding; proton-transporting ATPase activity, rotational mechanism. The record is from RefSeq and is a predicted model, not a curated record. The transcript is spliced from 15 exons. NCBI's taxonomy places the organism in Eukaryota, Metazoa, Arthropoda, Insecta, Lepidoptera, Pieridae. Gene Ontology annotation, biological process: vacuolar acidification; proton transmembrane transport.